UAGGGUAAAUUCAAUCAUACUUAAGGCACAUACAACGCUGCAUUUCAACUUCAUUACCCGAUUCUCAGAAACCUUCGAGAAACGACAAGGGUAAUACGAUGUUCUCAACGCUACUUGUUCUCCUUGCGUCAUGUUGCGGUGCAGCGAUGAGUCAGUGGAAUCCAUACGGGAACUGGAAAACGUAUCGGCCAGUUGAACUACCGAUAAAUCAGUACAACAGCUGGCCACCGAAACCAAACCAACCACAACAACCACAGCAGCCACAACAACCACCACAGCCUCCUCGUUAUCCUCAACCAUCAUAUCCGGCAUAUCCUCCACAACAAUCAUAUCCGGCAUAUCCUCCAAAACAAUCAUAUCCGGCAUAUCCUCCAAAACAAUCAUAUCCAACAAACCCCCGGUAUAAUCCUUGUGCCGCUGUGUAUUGCCAUCGGAUCUAUUGCAAUUAUGGACAAUACACACCUCAAGGCGAAUGCUGUCCGCAGUGCAACCCAGGCACCUAUUUGCCAGAAAAGUGGAGCUGGCAGGGGAAUAAUGUUGUUGGCGACCAAGAAAAAUACGUUGGGGAAGGUAAUAACGUUGGCGAGCAAAGGAAUGAUGUGGGCGGGAAUGCGAAUAUCGUUGGCGGGCAAAGUAAUGCCGUGGGUGGAAAGGGAAAUGACGUUGGCGAGCAAAAGAAUGCCGUUGGUGGGUCAGGGAAUACCGUGGGAUGGCAAGGGAAUAACGUGGGCGGGUAAAGUCCUUGAAGUACAGAUGAAAUGGAUCUCAUUUGGGAACGAUAGUACUUACAAUGAUUUCCUUGUUGUCAAUACUAAAUAAAUAUUAAUCAGCAACCUGUACCAUUAUUUAUGGCAUUCAUGUGGUAUACACAAGAAAUUAUCUUAAAUAAAGCAAAUAUAUGCACGCAUGUUGAAUGUAAAAAAUGUGUUUAUGUUACAAGACAAAUAUUCCAUAAUUUUACAUAAGUAUUAUCCAUGAAAAUAACGAUGACGAAUGUAGGCGGGUCCACAUGACGAUCUAUUGUUUAUACGUAUGUACACGAUUACGAAUUUUAUUGCAAAUGUCAAAUACGUGUUAUACUUCUUCCAGCGUAUGUAGUGCUUAUCUAUAUGCAAGUAUUCGUUAUAUAAUAACUGUUUAAUAAAACAAAAGACGAUCG
This is a messenger RNA of Dreissena polymorpha, 1159 nucleotides long. RefSeq names its product calcium-binding protein P-like. The transcript has 4 exons. Bases 99 to 737 code for a protein of 212 amino acids. The record is from RefSeq and is a predicted model, not a curated record. NCBI's taxonomy places the organism in Eukaryota, Metazoa, Mollusca, Bivalvia, Myida, Dreissenidae.